Salmo salar (Atlantic salmon) is the source of this 2839-nucleotide messenger RNA. NCBI's taxonomy places the organism in Eukaryota, Metazoa, Chordata, Actinopteri, Salmoniformes, Salmonidae. The record is from RefSeq and is a predicted model, not a curated record.
AUAAAAUUACACGGGAGGGCGAAAAAUAAUCGACCGAUGCGUUUAGCUGUUCUACGAGUGGUAUGAGGCAAGCGUUAGAUUACGAGCGUUUUCACGUGCAACGUUAAUAAUUAUGGUUUUGGGAUACAGCUCGGAGAUUUAACGAUGGUCCUACGAAAUAAUGUAUUAUUUAGUGUUGUGUAGUGGCUUUGCUGGCAUGCAUCCCACCAAGAUUUACAUGCUAAAAUCGCCACUGCCCCUAUGCAACCAGGGGUAACGCUUCUGUUAAAGGCCAGAAACCAGGGAUUAUCUUUCUGCUGCCACAUAUGUAAGGGUUGAGGGGGUGCUGAAACAGGGAUUGGACCAAAGAAAAACACGAGAGAAAAUGCAUAAAGCCAACCGUUUUUUCUUGAACAGCAAUUUCUGUUUUGAAUUUUGGAUAACUUUUGCCUUUGCUCCUGCCAGAUAAAAUAACCAAAAAUGUUAUGUGAACCUUUGUGAACGUUGACACCGGAAGUGUUCAAGUACCAUCGGAUAUAACUGUUUUGAGCGAGUGAGCGCAUGAACCAGUGAAAGCAGCGGCUAGAUUUUUAAUGUGACAUUUUAAGUGCAGUUUUAGAGACGUGAAUUGUUCCUAGUCCUAGGUCUCAGAAUUUAUUUCCUUUGAGACGGUCAACCAACUGUCCCGCUUCAUAAUUUGAGGACAUGGAGCAGAACAACAGUUUGCCUCCUUUCCAGGGUCUUGCCUCCCCUCAGGGGGCAAUGACGCCUGGAAUGCCCAUCUUCAGCCCCAUGAUGCCCUAUGGCAGUGGUCUGACUCCCCAACCUGUGACGAACACCAACAGCCUGUCUCUCCUGGAGGAGCAGCAUCGGCAACAACAGCAGCAGCAGGCUUCGACUCAGCAGGGUGGGGUGUCAGGGGGCUCAGGACAGACGCCACAGCUUUAUCACUCCCAAACGGUCACCACCACCACACUGCCGGGAAACACCCCUCUCUACACCGCUACACCGCUAACCCCCAUGACACCCAUCACACCUGCCACACCUGCCUCUGAGAGCUCUGGGAUUGUCCCACAACUACAGAAUAUCGUAUCCACUGUGAACUUGGGCUGCAAACUUGACUUGAAAACGAUAGCACUCCGAGCUAGAAAUGCUGAGUACAAUCCAAAGCGAUUUGCUGCUGUUAUCAUGAGAAUACGAGAGCCAAGAACAACUGCACUUAUCUUCAGCUCUGGGAAAAUGGUGUGCACAGGAGCCAAAAGUGAAGAGCAGUCCCGCCUGGCAGCCAGGAAAUAUGCCAGAGUCGUGCAGAAGUUGGGCUUCCCAGCCAAAUUCCUUGACUUCAAGAUACAGAACAUGGUGGGCAGCUGUGAUGUCAAAUUCCCCAUUCGGUUAGAGGGACUUGUAUUAACUCACCAGCAGUUCAGCAGUUAUGAACCGGAGUUGUUCCCUGGGCUAAUCUAUAGAAUGAUCAAACCCAGAAUUGUCCUGUUGAUAUUCGUUUCAGGCAAAGUUGUAUUAACAGGUGCAAAGGUGAGAGGAGAAAUUUAUGAAGCAUUUGAAAACAUCUACCCCAUCUUGAAAGGAUUCAGGAAGACGACGUAAAUAUUUGUCUGCUUUUUCUUUUUUUUUAAUGGUCACAGGGACACUUGUCCUAUGUUAUGACCUGUUACUUUGGGACUCUGAUUGGACCUGUACAGUUUAAUCAACAAAUCAGGGACCCCUCCUAUUCAUCUUAAAGGGAUACUUCUGAGAUUUUGGCAAUGAGGCCUUAUCUACUUAGUCAGAUGACCUCGUGGAUACCAUUUUUAUGUCUGUUUCCAGUAUGAAGGAAGUUAAAGGUAGUUUUGAGUUGAUGCUAACUAACGUUGGCAUGUUAGCUGAUACCCGUAGACUUCGUCACUGCGCUAAUGCUAGUUAGCACUGGCUCGCAAAACUACCUCUAACUUCCUUCAUGCUGGACACAUGGUAUUCACGAGUAGAUCUGAAUCUGGGGGAGUAGAUAAAGGUGAUACUAGGAGAAAUGCUGUAUUUUAGCAGUUUUAUUUAUUUUUAAAUGACUCUUGUUAUUAAAUAAGGCAGUCUGGCUGGCUCUUACAUUUUUCUAAAGUAGGUUUUAUUGUUAACCUACAGUUUCUCAGUGCAUCUUUGUCCACACAUUCCCUACAGACAUUUUAAGAUUCUUUAAAUGUUUUUUAGUCUUUCAUUGUUGUAUGAAGAAUCUCACUUGGGAUUGUAUCGCAGCAAAGCUUAACUACCCAAUUUGUCAUUAUUUGAAUGACUGGUACUGAAGGCAAGAAAAUGGAACAUUAAUCAUGCAGUCUUAGUCUGGAUUUUAGAAAUGGCAUUAGUCAUAUCUGUAUGUACCUCGAAUGUAUUAUUUCUCAUUCAGUUUUUGGUCAUGAUUGAAGAACCCUCAUGUUUCAAUGCUAUAAUGGACAAACUAGCCUAAUUCACCAUGGAUUUUGUUUGUUUACACAAUGUAUUUUUGGUCUACCAUGAAAGCCCUGUCAGUAAUUUGUUCUAAAUGUUAUUUUGCUACCUUGUGCACAGUUAAAUGUUUCCUUACCAAUUGUGAUCUCCUUCCUUUAGUUUAAAAAGCUUUGUCUUCAGGGUAUGGCAAGAUUUACAACAAUCCAGGGAAUGACUGUUCAUGUAUUUGAGACAGCAUGACCAAUUUAAUGAAUAGACUCACAAUGUCACAUGACAUUAACAUGCUAAGUGUGCUUUAAUGCUCAAAAAAUGACAUUGCAUUACAGAAAUGUAUUUAAAUCAGUUGAAGCUAUGCAAACUGUUAGUCCUAUGACAAAACAAAUGACAUGUCUUUUGCUUAUGGUGAUAAAGAGCGUAACAACCUGAA